UGGUUGGGAAACUUUAUCUUCCAGCCUGUGUAUUGUGAUAUUGUAUGUAAUGUAGGGUAGAUAUAAACCUCCCCACUAAACACAGGUACGCUCUAAGGUUUAUUCUACAAGGGGUUCGGACAUAGAAAGUUUUCUCGCCGAAGUUAACCUAUUAUGUGAUGAUGUUCUUUCGGGCAACUAUUUUCCUUUGGUGGACAUGUAUGAUUGUCUUAGUCGUUUCUCAAGAGCCAUGUCUUAGAAACGGUACCUGUUCAUGUAGUGUGGUUGGGAAUAUGACGGACAUGUUUUGUCAAUUGACAGUACCAUUUCCGGAGAUUCAAGCAGACGGUGUUGCCAUACGGACGUUAACUUUAUCCGCUGGGCGCAACGUAACACGAGCUGAGACCAAUUUCAACUCCCUUCAAGUCCAACGUUUGGUCAUAACUGGCUCUUUUAUAUCAGAACUGGACUGCUUUACUCUUGAUGGAAUGGAUGGACUCGAAUCUAUAUCUAUAGAGCACACAUAUGUGUCUAGAGUGCCGACCUGUUUUCUUAGACAAUUUGUUACAAGCUUGAAUCUGGUUGACAGUCACAUGACUUCUCUGUCUCGACGCGCCUUUGCGGUUAGCCCUAAUUUAAAGCAUUUGAACCUUAGUGGCAACUGUUUGUCACACCUUAGACCUGAUACCUUCAUGGAUCUUCACAAUCUGGAAUCUCUGGACUUAUCCGACAAUUGUCUCUUAGGAGAAUUAACUUCAUCUAUAUUUUUAGGAGUAACAAAACUGAAAGUGCUUCGACUUGAAAGGAAUUAUAUUUCAUCAAUCCGUGGUAAGUUUUGGCGAAACUUAACAAAUCUGGAACAUUUGAACUUGUCUGAAAACAAUAUCACUGGAUUGUUUGACUUGAGUUUUCAUCCACAGUACACCAUCGUUUUAUCAGUGUCAUCAAAUAAUAUAAAGAAAAUUGAAAACUUACUGGUGCGAUUUGUUGGUCGAGCAGAUGAGACGUCUAAUUUCACAUUGCAUCUUGAUGUUUCUAAAAACAAAUUGAAACAGUUUCCUGUGAUUAAUAUUAAAGGACCUCGUCGAUGCCAGCUACUAUUUGGUCUCAACGUAGACAACAACGAAAUAGCUAAAUUUGCCCGAGAUCCCGUGCUGAGUUCAGCAUGCGAGAAGCGCAUUAAGCUACGUGUUUCUCUUACCAAUAAUCACAUCACAAACUUCCCACCUUGUCACUCAUAUAUAUUACAAAAAUUCCAUUUUUUGCUGUUAAAUUUAUCCGGGAAUUUCAUAGAUGGAAAUUUAAAUACAUUGUGUGGCGCGAGUGAAGUUGAAACUCUUGAUAUUUCUAAAAAUAUGCUGAAUGGCAUCGGAAGAAUAUCCGCGGCAAACGGAAGAAGUCGAUUGCAAAGGCUACUGCUUGCAGAAAACAAAAUUGAGGAGGUUAGAGGAACCAACGUCGGUGAAAUUUUCCCGAACCUGAAGCUCAUCGACUUGUCCAACAAUUCAAUAUCUUCGGUUGAUGGGAGUUUUGCUGAAAUGCCAGAUUCUUUAGAAAGUCUGAAAUUAGCAGGUAACCCUUUAAUGUGCAAUUUAACAGAAAUUGAGUUAACCGAUUUAGAUACACGGUGUCACUUACAGAACAUUAUGGAUUACGCACGAUGCAUCAGUCCGUUAAACCUGCAAGGAUAUCAAGUAAAAUGUGUUUUGGCAGAAAACUGUUCCACGCUAUUACAUACUGAGAUUUGUGCCAAUGAUACGUAUUUGGAAAUAGAUUUAUCAGUACAUACUUCGGCCUAUUCCAGCCUACAUGCUGUGUGGCAUCUAACUGGCCCUGGAGACAAGUAUGUAGAGGAAUUACUUCUGGAGUUAACUAAGGUACCCGAUGACCAGAACAUUAAAACUGUCCACAUACACACACUCACCCACGAAUUCACAUUUACUUCACUUCAACCUAACAUGUCGUAUUGGGUUUGUUUGCGUGCAGCGACGUCCGGAUGGGGGGAGGAUUAUCAGGCGUGUGUCACUGCCAAACCUAAAAGAUCAAGAGAAUCGGAAAAUGACGAUUUUGAUUUUAACAAACUUUCAGUUGUUCUGGGUGUACUGCUUGGAAUGAUUCUUGCUAGCAUUGUGGCAUUUUUAAUUUUUCACUUUGUCGUACGACGACGUGGCUUCUGUCAACAGGAAAACGAGUACAAUGGUAGCAGUUCUAUUAUCGAGCGGUACGUGGAACCUACUAGUAUACAUCGAACGGUAUGUGAGGGUAAUAAUGAUGUAAAAUAUGUUAGUACUGACCGUGCGGUACAUUUACUCACGGGAGAUAAUGGAACCCCAACUGAGUUCCCUGCGGAUAAUGAAAAUGCUACUGAUGAGAUAUAUGAUGAUUUGUCUAUACCUCCGGUGCCCCAGCCUAAACCUACACAAGCACAGAAUCUCACAAUUGAGUUCCCUGCGGAUAAUGAAAAUGCUACUGAUGAAAUACCCGAGAUAUAUGAUGAUAUGUGUAAACCUCCGGUGCCCCAGCGUAAACCUGGACAAGCACAGAAUCUCACAACUGAGUUCCCUGCGGAUAAUGAAAAUGCUACUGAUGAAAUACCCGAGAUAUAUGAUGAUAUGUGUAAACCUCCGGUGCCCCAGCGUAAACCUGGACAAGCACAGAAUCUCACAACUGAGUUCCCUGCGGAUAAUGAAAAUGCUACUGACGAAAUACCCGAGAUAUAUGAUGAUUUGUCUAUACCUCCGGUGCUCCCGCGUAAACCUAGACAAGCACAGAAUCUCACAACUGAGUUCCCUGCGGAUAAUGAAAAUGCUACUGAUGAAAUACCCGAGAUAUAUGAUGAUAUGUGUAAACCUCCGGUGCCCCCGCGUAAACCUAGACAAGCACAGAAUCUCUCGCUAUGGCAUUCCAUACUCCCAGACAGACGAAAGGAAAGUGUCCUGCUUCAACAUACAAUGGGAGAUAAUGAACGAAAUACUGGCAAUAACCAUGCUUCUGGUCAAGCUGAGCCGCAAAGGGGCUCGAGUCAAAACAUCCGUUUUGAGACUGAAGCAAUCGCACCAGAAAGUGAAGAUCCUCCUUAUGAGCCAGUAGAGUCACCUGGAAGGAUUGCGUUGUUUUCAGAUACAUCGAGCAAAUUCAGUGACAUACGAGAUAUAUCAAACAAAGACAUUAGUGAGGAAACCGAGCCAAAGGUGAUAGCAGGCCGUCGUGAUAGUGCAUAUGACUCGUUUCGGGAAGAAGUACAUUGUCUCCAAGGCGAAAUCCCAAAUCCAGUGUGUAUGGCGACAAAUAGUGUUGUUGAGGGAGUGGACGACGAACUCGAUCAAGACGAAGAGAACGAUGUUCUGUUGGUUCACGAUAACACCGAAUCGGAAGUCGAUGCAAACGAGAGCUCCCAGCAGACAAUUACCAAUCCUAACUACAGGUAUACAUAGAGUGCUCUCCAUAGGUUAAUGUAACAGUAUCAUGUUUGUGGCGUCUGUAGAAUUAAUAGACCCGAGCAUACUCCAACUUUGUAUAGUAUACAUGCAGCGUAACCGAGGUUGUUUUUAGCCGCCGUUUUCACACUUAUAUUUAGGACAUCACUUUUGCUGAUUGUACCAUCGAAAGCACUCAUAUGCCAUAUAUAGAAGUGAUAUGUUGAUAUAAAUGCUCGUAUCAUUCUGUAUAUAUAUGGAUGAUUAUAUUAACAUGUGAAAGGACAAAAAAUGCCUUAUCCUACAGCAUUUAAAGUAACUACUCUCAUGGAUCUAGAAAAUCCAUCGAUAUAGACUUUGCAAAAGAUCCGACGAUAGGACUAUUUGGUAAGAAGUAUAAAUUAGUCAGAUUUCAUUCGGUUUUCUGUCAGUCAGUAUAUGGUAUUUUUUUAGAACAUGAUGACAGAAGAACAGAUUUGUGAUAAUAUUUAGUUUACUCUCAUCGUGGGUUGAAAUUGUCUGAUAAUUCAGAAUUACACACUGCUUAACAGGUGUAAUAUUUUUGAUAAACUUGUUGACCUUAACUUUCUUUGUUAACAAAGCUUGAUAAGGGCAGGUAUCACGCAAGGUUGUACAAUUAUUAAUAAUAGGAGCAAGCCAGACUGCAAACACGCCGAAAAUAGCAACCCUAUAGGUGUCUGCACUUUUGUUCACGCUCCGGUAGAGCCAUAUCCCAUACUAUUUAGCCUACUUUUCAACGAGGACUCGAUUGGUGUGUGCACAUAUAUAGUGUCUCCUUGUGACCGGACGAGUCCAUUCCGCCAAAGUGUUGUCCCCAUUAAAGUAUCAUGCCAUUGCGCCAGAUAUGACACCCCUACCAGUCACAUUAUACUGGGUCAAUCGGCCCUGUUUGCUUGUUGCAACCUCUCAGGGCUGAGCGCCAAGCGAGGGGAUUUUAAGAGCAAGUUUGAUUGUAAUCCGAACUUGUUUUCGCAGACUUCAUUAUUAUUAAAUGUUGAAGAAAAUAUAAUAUUAGAUACAAUAUCGAUGUCAAUAUACAAUAUGAUCGCUGUAGAACUUUGUUGCGGUACCAAGCACACACGCUACAGGGUAAAUAGUGAAAGGGAAAGAAAGUCAUCGUGAAGAAAUACGGUAUUCCCGUUGCAUUUUGGAACGUUUGGAAGUUGUGCUUGUUUAAAAACCAACCGCUAGUUGCCCAAUGGUCAAAUCUGGCGUUACAUGUUGCCGAAUAUGGAUAAAUGUCUCAUACAUCUCCUUAUUCUCAAACAGAGUACAAACUCUCCUGAUUAAUUAAUCUUCGGUGACAGAGAAGAUUCAAUAUUCUCCUUAAUUAUUUAUUUAAAUGAUGUUAAAAAAAGGAAAAUUGAAAGAAUUUUUUUAAACUUAAAUUGUUUUAAUUAUAAAACAUUAAACAGUAAUAAUAAUUCUGGUUAUAGGAUAUAAUGUGUAUGAAGAGAAAUAAGCAGUAUAUUUUCUAAUAAGCAGUAUAAAAUUCUCCAAGGACAACUUCAGCUUUUUGUAUACAUGUAAAUAUUACACUUAGUACUUCCUGUAUAAAAGUAGCUAUCCCAAGCUGACACAAUUGGGGUAAAUGUUUCUUUGCUUAACCACUUGUAACACAUAUGUAAUUAUAUGUUUACCUCUAGAUUGCAUUGAUCUGCACUAUUUGUCAUACAGUUAUUGUUGUUGUUGUUGUAUUAGGGUUAUUGUUUUUGUUGUGUUACACUCUGCGUCCAAUUUUAUAGCCGCAUUACAUUCCCUCCUCCCACUGCCCGUUGUAGGUCUAUUUCUGUUCUAGUUCGCUGUCUUUCACUGUCGAUUUCCUUUGUUUACCCUUAGUGUUGUUUUGUGUACCCACCGACAACAACUGUUCAAAUAUGUGCGUCUCCGGACGAUGGCAAAUAAAAUUUUGCUGGAAUAUUGUAACAUCAACUGUGCGACUUUCGGAUUUAUCCAGGGUAUUUAUACGCUUUUUUUUUUGGCAUUAUUCAUUGCUUCAUGGAAGGAACAAGAAGAUAUACACAACAUGAAUAUAUUUGUUGAAGCUGAUUUUUGUAACCUUUAUCAAACUUGGCUUUGGUGUUUUCUCGUAGAGGUCGGUGUCUUUGUAAACACGUUUAUAUCUCGAACGGUUAACCAUCUGCGAUUUGCCAUGCUGUCGUCGCACCACUGGUUUUACAAUCAGUUCUGUAGUUUGUUAUAUCCACACUGACACAAACGUCUGCAACUGUGCUUAUGGCUAGUGGUAUAAAAGUAUUACAGCACUGAACAUCGUUCACAGUCACUUUACGUAUCUGUCUGUCACAACUGGCCUUUGUGAUUAGCUUUACUCUUAAGUUCGUCAUUAGUGCAGCUUUCCGUUUUCUUGCCGAACAAAAACGAGCAGAGAUCGAAAUACCGGUGUGGAACUGAAAUAUGACAUGCGCUUUUCUUGUAACUAAAUAGAAUAUAUGAGCUGUAUGUACAGUAGAAAAUUUCGCCUGCAUUUAUGUCGAUAGAAUUUUAGUUUGACAUCAAAUUUUCUGUUCUAUUUUCCGAAAACAUUAAGGAAAAUUGGUCAAGGUUUUUAGAUGCACUUAGGUGGUUGUAGCUUGAGAAUAAAAAUGUGAAAUCAAUAAACUGCAUUGUGUUAUUAGAAAACCAUGAGGUUUGUGGCCCCA
Liolophura sinensis is the source of this 6076-nucleotide messenger RNA. RefSeq lists its product as uncharacterized. The record is from RefSeq and is a predicted model, not a curated record. The transcript has a single exon. NCBI's taxonomy places the organism in Eukaryota, Metazoa, Mollusca, Polyplacophora, Chitonida, Chitonidae. Bases 159 to 3413 code for a protein of 1084 amino acids. Gene Ontology annotation, molecular function: protein binding.